Messenger RNA from Drosophila suzukii, 844 nucleotides. RefSeq lists its product as uncharacterized. Gene Ontology annotation, molecular function: calcium ion binding. The record is from RefSeq and is a predicted model, not a curated record. Lineage: Eukaryota; Metazoa; Arthropoda; Insecta; Diptera; Drosophilidae. Gene Ontology annotation, cellular component: centriole; centrosome. Gene Ontology annotation, biological process: centriole replication; mitotic cell cycle.
AAUCAGUAUACGUUCACACUCGCACAGCGUUGAUCGCAGUCAAUCGAUAUUCCAGCCGAUUUUUAGUUAAAAACGAUUUUUCGAUAUAAUCAUCAUGGCGAGCAAACGUCUUGGCAGCAUGGCGUCUUCGGCCAGUGUGAUGCAAUCGACGGCCUCGAUCUCCAGCAAGACCAAGAAAUCGAAAAAGGCUAGGUUGCCGACCUUUGACCUUUCGCUAAGCCAAAAGGUGGACAUUAAGAAGGCCUUCGAUCUGUUCGACACCCAAUGCACCGGGUUUAUCGAAACCAAGGAGCUUCGCGUGGCCAUUCGCGCCUUGGGAUUCGAGCCAAAAAAGGAGGAGAUCAAACGAAUGAUGGAUGAAAUCGAUAAGGACAAGACGGGGAGGAUUGCCUUUAACGAUUUCCUAUAUCUGAUGCGUCAGAAAAUGGCCGAAAAGGACUCCAAUCAGGACAUGAUGAAGGCCUUCUCCUUUUUCGAUGACGAUCGCACUGGGAGCAUCUCCUUUGCCAAUCUAAAACGCGUUGCCAAGGAACUGGGUGAACAACUUACCGACGAAGAAUUACAGGAGAUGAUCGAUGAGGCCGAUUUGAAUGGCGACGGCGAGGUUAGCAAGGAAGAGUUCCUCAACCUCAUCAAGAAAACCAAUUUGAUAUAGUCGACUUUUGUUUAAAUUUACCUCCCAAUUCCAAAAGGGAAACGACGUUGUUUCUAACCCAUAUAGAUUUACUAAUUUCAGGCAGACACUUGAAUACUUUUAACACCAUCCUGACUCGAACACUCAGCAGAGUAUCUUGAAGAAGUUUGGAUAUGCUUCGGUUAAAUAAAGCAACUCACUGCAAAUGCA